Messenger RNA from Octopus bimaculoides (California two-spot octopus), 2636 nucleotides. RefSeq lists its product as uncharacterized. The record is from RefSeq and is a predicted model, not a curated record. Lineage: Eukaryota; Metazoa; Mollusca; Cephalopoda; Octopoda; Octopodidae.
AUUAUUGCAGUUGGUGUGUAAAAGGAAGACGUGUAACAAAUCAAACAAACAACAGAAAAAGGUGUAUCGUUGCAGAUAACACCAAAUGCAACUAAGCAACAACUAAAUGAAAAUUGAAACGUAUUGGAAAUGAAGAUUAACCAAUAGUAAAUGCCUUCUAAAUGAAACAAACUUCCUUACAGAAUAUAUCAGUAAUUACACGAGUGCUGUUUUUACAUAUCAAAACCUUUCCAGUAUCUGAAAUAAGAAAACGGUAACCAAAUAACAAUAACAAAAAUAUUGUAAUAAUAACCAUUGAAAACCACUAGCAUCAACACCCAGCAGCAUCAAUAAUAACACAAUUCAUAAAUUUAACGGCACUAGUUAACAUAAGGGAGCUAAGAUAUCAUACACAAUGAAACACAGAGCAAUUGUAAUCUGCCAACGGAGAUGGAUGCUCCUUUGUACAUUCUUCACGUUAUGUAAUAUAGCAUUGAUUGGAAAAACAGAGGCAUAUACGAAAUACCGCUGUCAUUUUCCAAAGUUUCUAGAGGUUCCAGAAGGCUGGUCGGUUCAAUACACUGAUGGCAGUCAUAAAGCAAUCAUUGAAAAAGGAAAACUUGAUGCGAAAUCAUGUGUCGCUCAGUGCCAAGAAUUCGUCAGAUACUGCCAAGAAGAGAAAGAAAACGGAAAAUAUGUCGUCUCACAUGAGGAAAAAGAUGAUCCACGCGCCAAAUACCUUUGCAUGCAGUUUAUUAAAAGGAGUAAUGCCGUAAUGCAGAUACGAAUGUCACCACUGAGCUCUUCCGACGACGGAAUAUGCAAUGACACCCGUUUGAUGAUGGAUGACUGGCCUCUCCUAUCCGUCCAUUUAUUUCAUACAACAGAAGUUAAAUGCCCUUUUGAAGGAGGCUAUGAUUUUGAUAUAAAAUUACCUUCAGGUGAAAAAGUGUGUACAAGUAAAAUGUUACCAUUUCGGUUUGAAAGUUAUUGUGUUGACGAAGAAGGUCUAUUACUUAGAAUUCGUGAUAAGACAUGUACAGAUUACAUAGGAAAUUUAAAGGAGGAGAACAGACUCCGUUGUUUGGCAACAUGGAAACAUGGUAAAGAUACGUAUGUGAUUGUACGAGAAACUGAUGUUGUGCGCUAUUGGUGUAUGCGCAUCAUAUACGACGAUAACGGUAUGAUUAGCAGAAUUUAUUUCUUCUUAGAUAUGAUAUGUGAUACGAAAACUAUAUUCCCUACAAGUCGAAAAUAUCUUGUUUUUGAAAUGUAUCAUCGGGUAAUCCGAAGCAUAUGCAGUGAUGAAUUUGAAACAUGUAGCAGUCAUAAUAUGUGUAAUUCGGAACACAGGUCGCACUGCCUGGAAUCUUGUGGUGAUUGCCAAAUUAAAGCCUUUAGUAAAUUUCGUGGUCUUCAAGCCUGUACCUUCCCAAAGGUUAUGCAUGGUACUUGGGUGAGGCAUGUCAACCAAGGAACGAGCAAAAUCACAAUAAGUAAUAACACAGUCAACAUUAAUACUGAAACAAAUUGGCAUUGUAUUGAUGCAGGAGAAGGUAACUAUUCUCGAAGACGAGUUCUAAUGAAAACAUUUGAUAACGGUUGCUAUCCACGUUUUAUGUGUAUCGAACUUCAUGAAGCAGCUCCUUCAGUUAUGCGAUACCGAGUAGGAAAAAUUGUUCUUUGGCCUCUGAACAUUAGUCAUUUACUUCAAGAACAUGUCUGUAAUGAUAAUCUUUUUGCACAUAAUAGUCCCACAUUACCUUCUCAAAGAAUCACUCCUUUGCAGAAUUUAGUCCGCUCUUAUGAUAAAAGAACCGUUUCUUGUAAUCUACCGCCUGGACUGGGAACAUGGAUAGCCUUCCGCGACGAGAAAGCGCGACGUGGCUGCCUCUUAAAUGACAUUCAUUUUGUACCGCACCAUAUGUUUUUGGUGAUGGAGAACGAAGAGGGGAAGCACAUAACACAUGCUGAGUACUUUUGCCUUGCGUCUAUGAAAUUCAUAAAUGAAUAUGACACAAUAAUUACGCAAACAAAAGAUCAAAGUAAUGAAUAUUUGUGUUGGAUGAUCAUUGGUAACAAGGAAUUCAUUAUGCUUCCUGCAUCUCUCUGUAACAGAGUUCACGCUGAGGCAGUCUUGAGAAGAGUUGAGAAGCCCUUAGCAAGACUAAGUCUCAUAAAUAACAGUGAAUGCAAACGUGCAGACGAGGAAUGGCGUCAAAGAGUUAUAGAAGAAAGAAACAAACAUGAUAAUGUAGAGGUGUCUAAAUCCAUUGCUACGAAUACCCGAGGAUGCCUAGCGUUAAUUGCAUUUUUUAUGACAUAUCUGACGUUACACUGAUGAAUGUAAUAGUGUUCGCAUAUAAUAUCUCAAGGGAAAUUUCUUCGCCGAUGGAAAUAUUCGGCUUUAAGCAUCUAACAAGAACAGUCUUACUAUGGAAAUCCUAUUGAAGUACUAAAGGAAACAAAUUGACAUUUGAAUCUAUCCGAAACAAAUUUCAUUCUCAAUUUACAUCAAGCUCAUUUACCUUGAUGCAUUGGAAUUUACUUUGCAUUGAAAUACAAAAUUAUAAACGUUAUGUUUAAAUAACAAGAAUGUUGAAAAAAAUGCAUAUAUAUACAUAUGAAUAUGUUCACAUAUAUGCAUGUAUGUGUAU